Messenger RNA from Eimeria acervulina, 146 nucleotides. RefSeq lists its product as hypothetical. NCBI's taxonomy places the organism in Eukaryota, Apicomplexa, Conoidasida, Eucoccidiorida, Eimeriidae. The record is from RefSeq and is a predicted model, not a curated record. The transcript is spliced from 2 exons. The annotation marks the transcript as partial.
AUGGGCUAUAGAGAGCAUCCACCCACAGUUUUCCUCCACACAGCAUGUUGCAAACGAUUUCACUUCGAAACUAGUCUGACACGCCUUAAUAGGGCUAUUUCAUUCGGGGCACGCAUAAGUUUGCUCAGUAUACCUGGUCCUUCACG